Diaporthe batatas is the source of this 1467-nucleotide messenger RNA. RefSeq lists its product as uncharacterized. Gene Ontology annotation, molecular function: hydrolase activity, hydrolyzing N-glycosyl compounds. Bases 1 to 1467 code for a protein of 488 amino acids. The transcript has 3 exons. Lineage: Eukaryota; Fungi; Ascomycota; Sordariomycetes; Diaporthales; Diaporthaceae. The record is from RefSeq and is a predicted model, not a curated record.
AUGGGCGGUGCUGCUAUCUCCCUCCGGGGGCUUCUUGCCGUGUCCGGCCUCGCCCUCUCGGCGCUCGCCGGCAACAUCCGGACCCGCCAGAGCGAGAACCUGUGCGAGACGGCCAAGUACGAGAACAAGACGCGGGUUUUUGUCAUGACGGAUAUCUCCAACGAGCCAGACGACCAGAUGAGUCUGGUCCGCUUCCUGACCUACGCAAACGAGCUCGACAUCGUCAACAUCGCUGUCGUGACUUCAACCUGGAAGAACGACUCCAUCGACACGCCGUCCACCUACGGUGUCAUCGACGGCUACCGCCAGGUCCUGGGAAACCUCAACAGCCACGUCCCCGAGGCCGGCGUCUACCCUCCAGCAGACGAGGUUGCCGCCAAGGUCGUCACUGGACACUCGGUGUACGGCUUGGCUGCUCUGGACGAGCCGACCCCGAGUAACGCGUCGACGGCGCUGGUUGCAGGCGUGGAUGCCAGUGAGGAGCCGCUCUGGGUGCUCGCCUGGGGCGGAGCCAAUGUACUGGCCGAGGCCCUGAACCAGGUCAGGAACGACAGGAGCGAGGAUGAGGUUGCAGCCUUCGUCCGUAAGCUGCGGGUGUACUCCAUCUCGGACCAGGACGACGCUGGUGCUUGGAUCCGGACCAACUUCCCCACUCUUUUCUACAUCGUGUCUAUCCACGGCUUCAGCGAGUAUGCUAUUGCCACCUGGAACGGAAUCUCAGGCGAGGGCCUUAGGCAUUUCGACAAGGGCGGCCCCGACUCGUCCCUGGUGAGCAACGAGUGGCUCCAGGAGCACAUCCGCAUCGGACCCCUGGGCGCGCACUACCUGAACUGGUCGUACAUCAUGGAGGGCGACACCCCGUCCUUCCUGGGCCUCAUCCCCAACGGCCUCAACGCCCCCGAGCACCCGGAGUGGGGCGGCUGGGGCGGCCGCUACAUCCUGAUGGUGUCGUCAGGCGCGCAGGGCACCUUCAGCGACGCUGCUGACUGGGCUAUCGGUGUUAACAAUGAGACUUACUUUAGCCAGUUCGCUAGCAUCUGGCGCUGGAGGGAGGCCUACCAGUACGACUUUGCUGCCCGCAUGCAGUGGACUGUCAACAACGCCGCCAACUCGACUGCGAAGCCUAACCACCAGCCUGUGGCCGUGGUCAAUGGGUCGUGUGGUAUCCUUGAGAUCCCCUACUCGUUCGGAGAGUCUGUCGUGCUUGAUGCCUCGGAGUCCUGGGAUCCGGAUGGAGAUGAUCUGUCGUUCGACUGGUUCCACUACCGGGAGCCUACGUUCCGCCUCGAGGGUGAUAUCCCGCGCAUCUCACCGAAUGUGACCUUUGAUGCCCUGGAUGCGACAGGUUCCGUGGUGAAUGUGACGCCCAAUAACAAUGAGACCUUCCACAUUGUCCUGACUGUCCGUGACGACCAGCCUAUGAAGCUGUCUUCGUAUAAGCGAGUCAUCCUGAGGCCUCAAUCUUGA